AGUGAGGGAUAAAUUCUCGUGCCUCAUAUCCGAUAGCCGCGGCCGGGUAGCAUUAAACUCUCAUCUCUAUUUUCAGAAUAAUGCAGAAUAAACUUGGAAAAUGAGCAAAGUGAAUAAAGCGAAGGAUACUGCUGCGGCGGCUUCAUCUGGAGUGAAGCGGAUAAGCGAGAAGAAAUUGGAGGCCUUCACCGUGGGCACCUUUUCGAAGCGACAGUUGUCCAAGAAGGAGAUUGAGGAGCAAAAGAAGAAGGAGGAUGCGGCAGCCGCAGCACAUGCCUUCAAGGAGUUUGUGGAGACGUUCCAGGAAGCACCCACCCCAUCCUCCAAAGUGUGGGUUAAGGCUGGUACUUACGAUGCGGGCACCAGGCGCGAAGAUAAAUCGGAGAAGGGCAAGCUUUACAAGCCAGGCGCGAAGCUGCUCGAAAAGAGCUCUUCCGACAAAGCCGAGGAGUAUGCGAAGACGCUGGCUUCGGACCUGAAGAAGGAUGCAGGCCCCAUAAAGAAGAAAAACCAGGAAAAGAAAAAGAGCAAUCUGGAGCUGUUUAAGGAGGAACUAAGACAAAUCCAAGAGGAACGUGAAGAGCGCCACAAGUACAAACACUUGGCUGCAUCCCAUGCGCAUUCUCAACCAUCCCAACAACAGCAGCAACAGCCCCAGCCAAAGCCUAGCAGCAGCAGCAGCAACAGCAACGAACCAGCCGGCUCCAAAUCUGCAAACAAUGCCCGGGAUUCUGGAUCGUUUGAUACUGGUGAUCCCAAUACGACCAAUCUCUACCUCGGAAAUCUGAAUCCAAAAAUAUCCGAGCAACAGCUAAUGGAGAUUUUUGGGCGUUAUGGUCCUCUAGCUAGUAUAAAGAUAAUGUGGCCCCGGUCGGAAGAGGAAAAGCAGAGGGGUCGGAAUUGUGGAUUCGUAGCUUACAUGAGUCGCAAGGAUGCCGAAAGAGCGCUCCGGGCUCUCAACUGUCGAUACAUCAUGGGCAACAAAAUGCAACUGGGAUGGGGUAAAACUGUUCCAAUUACAAACACCCCCAUAUUUGCCCCGCAAGCAUUGUUGGAGCUAACUCUUCCUCCACCGCCCUCUGGACUGCCCUUCAAUGCCCAGCCACCGCCAAGCGAGGCAGACGUUUUGCCCAAGAAGAACUAUAAGGAGUUUGACAAGGAGGAGGACAAGGAAAAUAUGGAAAGAAUUCUUGGAAAGUGUGUCGUAAAAGUCGUUAUUCCCAACGAGAAGGCUGUACUAAACAUCAUACAUCGGAUGAUUGAGUUCGUGAUUCGGGAAGGCCCCAUGUUCGAGGCUUUGAUAAUGAUUCGGGAAAUGGAGAACCCACUCUUCUCGUUUCUCUUCGACAAUGAGAGUCCCGCUCACAUCUAUUACCGCUGGAAAUUGUUUUCUUUGCUUCAGGGUGACACUCCAAGCGAGUGGAGGGAGAAAGAUUUCCGCAUGUUCAAGAACGGACCAGUUUGGCGGCCACCGAUUGCAAACUUUUUCACCCAGGGUAUGCCCGAUGAACUGGUGGUGGAUCCCGACGCUCCUGUAACCAAUGUUGGAGCCCUGUCUCAUGCACAACGAGAUCGCCUUGAAGACCUUUUAAGAAAUAUAACACCAGAGCGUUCCCGCAUUGCAGAUGCUAUGAUAUUCUGCAUUGAGCAUGCGGGCUCUGCAGAUGAGAUCUGCGAAUGCAUUGCCGAGUCUUUAGCGGGUUCCAAGACAUUGGCUUCUAAGAAAAUUGCUCGUUUGUAUCUAAUUUCAGAUAUACUGCAUAAUUGUACAGUAAAGGUCUCAAAUGCUUCUUUCUUCCGCAAAUCCGUGGAAAAGCAAUUGGUCGAAAUCUUUGAAAGCCUGCACACUUACUACUCGAACAUUGAGAGUCGAUUGAAAGCGGAAGGAUUCAAAUCGAGGGUCUGCAACGUCAUUCGCACUUGGGAGGAGUGGACCAUCUAUCCCAAGGAGUUCUUGGCUCAGUUGAGGGCUAAAUUUCUUGGAAAAGCGUAUGUCAUGCCAUCGAACUCGUCACCUCAAGCCGAGGAAGCCCAAUCUGAAGAAGCUCUGGAUGAAGAUAUUGAUGGUGCACCUCUCUCCGGAGAGGAGAAGGACGACGAAGACCUGGACGGAGUGCCGUUGGACGGAGCGGCUUUGCUUAAGAGCGCGUUGAAGCGAGCCUUGCCAGAGGCUCCUACUCCCCAGCGCAACACGCCAAAGAAGGAUGAUUAUCUGGACGAAAUAGAUGGCAUACCACUUGAUGAAGAAAUAGAUGGCGUGCCGCUAGAAAAAGAGGUAAAGCCUCAGGCGAAGAUGCCCGGAUUUAUUCCUUCUAAGUGGGAGACAGUGGAUCCACAGCAGGUCGAGGCCCAGGCCAUCACCACUAGCAAAUGGGACACUCUGGACCCGCCUGAUCCGCCAAAGUUCUACAGCUCCGACGAUGAUAGUGAGGAUGAUAACUCACAGACGUACAGCGACGAAAAGCGCCAAAAGCUAAGAGAAAUCGAGUUGAAAGCCAUUCAGUACCAGGAUGAACUGGAGUCUGGAAAACGGCGCUUGGAACCAGGAUGGACAGUUUCGGAGCAAGUGGAGUACUUCCGUAAGCGGUUGAUGAAACAGGAUUCCAGAUCAGACUCUACUGUGGACUCCCCUCUGAGCUACAUGCACACCAAGUCUAAGAACUCCAAGCGUAGCGCCAGCCCUGGACCGUAUAGUAGCAGCUCCCGCAAGCGUUCUCACUCGCCCGGAGACUCCAAACGCCGUGACCACUCGCCGGAAACCUCCCGCAGCAGCAAAUCCUCGAAACGUAAUCGCUCGCGCAGCCCUUCGGAUUCGCCGAAGCGCUAUUCGGAACGGUCAUCCCGAAGCUCCAGGUACGACAGUCCGGCGUCCAGCUCCUCUCGCUCCAGAAAGUCCCCGUCGCCCUUCGCUUCAAGGUCAUCUCGGCGUGAGGAGGCGUCACCCCCGCCGAAACACCGCAAUGACAAGCACAAACACAGACAUAGGCACUAGGCGACACUCUUGACCACCAGGAUUAAAAAUAAAAACAAUAGAUUGUUUAAAUA
Molecule: messenger RNA, 3045 nt
Organism: Drosophila ananassae
Lineage: Eukaryota; Metazoa; Arthropoda; Insecta; Diptera; Drosophilidae
Product: U2 snRNP-associated SURP motif-containing protein
Exons: 12
Coding region: 101-2992 (963 amino acids)
Biological process (GO): RNA processing
Cellular component (GO): nucleus
Molecular function (GO): RNA binding
Source: RefSeq, a predicted model, not a curated record